Messenger RNA from Helobdella robusta, 552 nucleotides. RefSeq lists its product as hypothetical. Gene Ontology annotation, molecular function: ribonucleoside triphosphate phosphatase activity. The annotation marks the transcript as partial. Lineage: Eukaryota; Metazoa; Annelida; Clitellata; Rhynchobdellida; Glossiphoniidae. The record is from RefSeq and is a predicted model, not a curated record. The transcript has 4 exons.
GGCUCAGGUAAAACAACACUCAUCACUAAAUUGGUUCAAAUUUUAAAAGAAAAAGGUUUCAGACCCCAGGGGUUUUACACUGAAGAAAGACGAGUGAACAGAGAAAGGGUUGGUUUUGAUGUGGUCACGCUUGAUGGCUUGAAGAGAGGAUCAUUGGCAAGUGUGUGCUCAGUUAGAAAUACAAUCAAAAACAAACCAAUGAUUGGAAAAUACACUGUGGACAUUGAUGAAUUUGAGAACAUAGCUUUACCAACAUUACAAUUUUCCUCUGAUGUUAAGGAUGGAAGUAAAUCAUUGUUAGUGGUAGAUGAGAUUGGGAAGAUGGAAUUAUUCAGCAAGAAGUUUGAGUCUGCAGUGAGAGAAUUAUUUUCUGGCAAAAAUGUUGUUUGUGCUGUGUUGGCAACAAUUCCAACUGCUAAACAAAGGCCACUAGCAAUUGUUGAGGAGAUCAGAAAUGAUAAAACUGUGAAAGUUUUUCAAGUUGUCACAAAAGCUAACAGAGAUUUCAUUGUUGACGAGAUAUGUGAAUCAAUUGAGAGCUGUCUGAAAUGA